UCUUUUCACUGCGCAGGCGUGCCGGAAGUCCCAGGACGGCGCGUGCGCGGAAGGAGCCGCGGCGAAGUGGGAGUGUGAGAGCGUCAGGAGAGGUGCGUGGCACCAUGCUGUCCCCCGAGGCGGAGCGGGUGCUGCGGUACCUGGUCGAGGUGGAGGAGCUGGCCGAGGCCGUGCUGUCGGACAAGCGGCAGAUUGUAGACCUGGACACCAAGAGGAAUCAGAACCGAGAGGGCCUAAGGGCCCUACAGAGGGACCUGAGUGUCUCUGAAGAUGUGAUGGUUUGCUUUGGGAACAUGUUCAUCCAAAUGCCUCACUCUAAGACGAAGGAAAUGAUCCAAAAAGAUCAGGAGCACCUGGAUAAAGAAAUAGAAAGACUCCGCAGUCAACUUAAAGUGAAAGUUAACCGCCUCUUUGAAGCCCAAGGAAAACCGGAGCUGAAAGGUUUUAACCUGAAUCCCCUCAAUCAGGAUGAGCUUAAAGCCCUCAAGGUCAUCUUGAAAGGAUGACAUUCACAGCAGAAUGGGGGACCUGUGACUAGGACUCCCCCAUCCCCAGCCUUGAGACCUGCAAGGACAGGAUUGUCUGUUUAAGGGGACAGGCAUCAGGAAUGUGGCUUCGGUACAAAUCUUUUUCUGUAGUGCUUGGCUGCUUUGUGCAAGAGAGAACCCUUAGUCUGUUCUGUGGGCUUGGCCUGGCCACCAGAGUUUGGACAUAAGACCUAUUGACAAACCCUGGCAGCUGCCAGUAGGUGUGUGGGUGUGUGAGAAUGUCUGCAGCCAACACUUCUCAACAGUAGCCUGCUGUCCAGAUGGGCCUGGCCAGGGAUGAGGAAGAGGGAGGACCAGGAGCUUCAUUCCAGUUUUCUGCACGACGAGGCAUUUUCAGUGUGUGUGGCAACUGUAAUAAAGCAGGAAACUGACUGCUCACUUCUGUGUGAAGCAGACCAGCUGCAGGGUAGACACAUUCAUUUCCCCGCUACUCCACUUCUGUCCUUUUUCCUGCUGGUUUUCUAGUAAAAGUGCUACCAGUCACCCUCUGUGGUUGCUCAUAAGGUAGGAGUCCUUACAGAGUUUUGGCCCGGGGUUGGCAAGCAGUAUCCUUCCUGGUGUGACUCGACAUGGAGCAUCCUCCCAACCUCUGAAAGCAGGCCCUGCCUGACUGGCUCGAGAUCAUAGUGUGAGUGUGGUAUGAGAGCAAAACUAGCCUCUGGUCGCUGCUGCUCAAUAAACAUUAACUGAACAAACAAC
Molecule: messenger RNA, 1247 nt
Organism: Mastomys coucha (southern multimammate mouse)
Lineage: Eukaryota; Metazoa; Chordata; Mammalia; Rodentia; Muridae
Gene: Pdrg1
Product: p53 and DNA damage regulated 1
Exons: 5
Coding region: 105-506 (133 amino acids)
Biological process (GO): protein folding
Cellular component (GO): prefoldin complex
Source: RefSeq, a predicted model, not a curated record